AUGGGCCCUGGGAUCCUCAAUGAUUCAGGAACCUCAGAGUUCCUGCUGCUGGGGCUGUGGGCCCCACCUUCCUUUCGUCCUCUGCUGUGGGCCUCCCUUCUCCUAGCUUACCUUGCCACGGUGUUGGGUAAUGGUGCCCUAGUGGGACUGAUAACCCUGGACAGAAGACUGCACCGACCCAUGUACCGCCUGCUGACCCACCUGGCCCUGCUGGACACAGCCUAUGUGAGCACCACGCUGCCUCAGGCGCUGGCACACAUGGCCAUGCGCCGCGCUCACCUCUCAAUGGCACGCUGUGGUGCACAGCUGUAUGUGGGCAUCUCCCUGGGCAGCUGCGAGGCUAUCCUAUUGGCCACGAUGGCUCUGGACCGCUGCCUGGCUGUGUGUAGACCCCUGCAUUAUGCGACUCUGGUGACCGCGCCUCGCUGUGCAGCGCUGGCCGGAGCAUCCUGGACUCUGGGCUUUGUGUUGUCUGUGCCCAACGCGGUGGCUGCACUGCGCCUGCCCUUCUGUCCCGGGAGGCCGGCUGUGGACCAUUUCUUCUGUGAGCUGCCUGCGGUGUUGAGGACAGCCUGUGCAGACACCACAGCCAACUACAGGCUGGUCUACGGCCUGGGCGUGCCAAUCCUUUUGGUACCCUUAGUCCUCAUCCUAGCCUCCUACACCUGGAUUCUGGCUGCAGUGCUCAAGUUGCCUUCUGCUGGGAGUCGCCGCAAGGCCCUGUCCACCUGCAGCUCACACUUGGCGGUAGUGGGGCUCUUCUAUGGCACAGUGAGUGCCAUGUACCUGCGGCCACGAGCUCUCCCCGCUAGACACCAUAAACUGGUGGCCGUCUUCUACCUGGUGGUCACACCUGUCCUCAAUCCACUCAUCUACAGCCUUCGAAACCACGAGGUCCACAUGGCAGCCCGCUAUGCUCUGGCUCGGCUGCGGGGGAUGCGCACUGUUCUGCAUUAA
Meriones unguiculatus (Mongolian gerbil) is the source of this 957-nucleotide messenger RNA. RefSeq names its product olfactory receptor 2A1/2A42-like. The transcript has a single exon. NCBI's taxonomy places the organism in Eukaryota, Metazoa, Chordata, Mammalia, Rodentia, Muridae. Gene Ontology annotation, molecular function: G protein-coupled receptor activity; olfactory receptor activity. Gene Ontology annotation, cellular component: membrane. Gene Ontology annotation, biological process: G protein-coupled receptor signaling pathway. Bases 1 to 957 code for a protein of 318 amino acids. The record is from RefSeq and is a predicted model, not a curated record.